Molecule: messenger RNA, 2179 nt
Organism: Dama dama (fallow deer)
Lineage: Eukaryota; Metazoa; Chordata; Mammalia; Artiodactyla; Cervidae
Product: guanylate-binding protein 2-like
Exons: 11
Coding region: 240-2012 (590 amino acids)
Biological process (GO): defense response to protozoan; defense response to Gram-positive bacterium
Molecular function (GO): GTPase activity; GTP binding
Source: RefSeq, a predicted model, not a curated record
AGACUUUGCCCGACAGUUUUGCUUUCUUAUCAUUGCGUGUCUGAGGAAAAUCUGGGAAGUGCCAGGAGAUUGGAGGGAUAAAAAUAAAGCCCAAAUUGCCAGUGAGAGAGAAAAGUGAAACCAGCACAGCUAAACUCAGAAGAAAAACAAAGAGGACAAGCUCUUCUAACCUUCCAGCUGAGGCAGCUUUCUGCUCACCUCUACAGAAUCUCUCCACCGGAUCAGGAGACACCCUGGACAUGGCCUCAGAGAUCCACAUGCCAGCCCCAGAGUGCCUCAUUGAGAAUGUCAAUGGGCGACUGGUGGUUAAUCCAGUAACUGCGAAGAUCCUGUCUGCCAUCAGGGAGCCUGUUGUGGUGGUGGCUAUCGUGGGCCUCUACCGCACGGGCAAGUCCUACCUGAUGAACAAGCUGGCUGGGAAGAACAAGGGCUUCUCUCUGGGCUCCACGGUGCAGUCACAUACAAAGGGCAUCUGGAUGUGGUGUAUGCCUCAUCCCGAGAAGCCAGACCAUGCUCUGGUUCUGCUUGAUACUGAGGGCCUGGGGGAUGUGGAGAAGGGAGACAACCAGAAUGACUCCUGGAUCUUUGCCCUGGCGGUUCUCCUGAGCAGCACCUUUGUAUACAACAGCAUGGGAACCAUCAAUCAGCAGGCCAUGGACCAACUACACUAUGUGACAGAGCUGACACAUCGAAUCAGGGCAAAAUCCUCACCUGAUAAACAUGAGGUCCAAGACUCAGCCAACUUUGUAGGCUUUUUUCCAGACUUUGUGUGGACUCUGAGAGAUUUCUCCCUGGAACUGGAAGCAGAUGGACAGCCCAUCACUGCUGAUGAGUACCUGGAAAAGUCACUGAAGCUAAAACAAGGAGAUGAUAAAAAAACUAAAACUUUUAAUGAACCUCGGUUAUGUAUCCGAAAGUUCUUCCCAGAGAAGAAGUGCUUCAUCUUUGAUCGCCCUGCUCAUAGGAAGUACCUUAUCCACCUGGAGCAGCUACAAGAGGAUGAUAUGAACCCUGAAUUCAGAGAACAAGCUGCAGACUUCUGCUUCUACAUCCUCAGCCAUUCCAAGGCCAAGACUCUCUCAGGCGGUAUCACAGUCAAUGGGCCUCGUCUAGAGAGCCUGGUGCAGACCUAUGUCAAUGCCAUCAGCAGUGGGGAUCUGCCCUGCUUGGAGAAUGCAGUCCUGGCCUUGGCCGAGACCGAGAACUUGGCUGCAGUGCAAAAGGCCAUUGCCCACUAUGACCAGCGGAUGGGCCAAAAGCUGAAGUUGCCCACGGAAACCCUCCAGGAGCUGUUGGACCUGCACAGGGCCAGUGAGAAAGAGGCCAUUGAAGUCUUCAUGAAGAACUCUUUCAAGGAUGUGGACCAAGUGUUUCAAAAAAAAUUAGGGGACAAAUUAGAAGCAAAGCGACAUGACUUUUGCAGACAGAACAUGAAAGCAUCCUCAGAUUACUGCAUGGCUUUAAUUCACGAUAUUUUUCAUCCUCUAUAUGAAGAUGUGAAGCAGGGAACAUUUUCUAAACCAGGAGGUUAUUAUCUAUUUAUUAAGAAGAUGAAUGAGCUGAAGGAUAAGUACCACCAGGUCCCCAGAAAGGGGGUACAGACAGAAGAGACACUGAGGAAAUACUUGGAUUCCAAAGAGGGUGUGGCUGAUGCACUUCUACAGACUGAUCAGUCGCUGACAGAAAAGGAAAAAGAGAUUGAAGUGGAACGUAUGAAGUCUGAAGCUGCAGAAGCUGCAAACAAAAUGUUAGAGGAAAUGCAAAAGAAGAAUCAACAGAUGAUGCAAGAAAAAGAAGCGAGUUAUCAGGAACAUAUGAAGCAACUGACUGAGAAGAUGGAAAAGGAGAGGGCCCAGUUAAUGGCAGACCAAGAGAGGAUUCUAGCCCUUAAACUUCAGGAACAGGGACAACUUCUCCAGGAGGGAUUCCAAAAGGAGAGCAUGAAACUUCAUAAAGAGAUUAUAGCCCUCCAGAGGAAACAGAAAGAAGUAGAACGAUGUAAUAUUCUCUAAAAACCUAAGGACCAUAAUUUCCUAACCAGCUUCUAUCUGUUAAGAACAAGUUGAAUGAGCACCUUCAAGAUGUCAAACAAUUGCCACUAAACUUGAAGUCAUAAGAUGCAUUUUCAUUGAGGCUUAAAGUUUGCAAAGAUGAAAUAAAAUGUGCAUUCAGUUUUUAA